CUGUCCCCCCUCCUCCGUUCAAGCAGACAUGCCCGCCCCCAACGCCAACCUCUCUGCCCUCCUCGAGGCGAACAAAAAGCACGUCACGCCCGCCCUCGGGCGCCUGCACGACCACAUCAUCGUGCGUGGCGAGGGCGCGCGCGUGUGGGACGAGCAGGACAAGGAGUACAUCGACUUGACCGCCGGUAUCGGAGUCACCAACCUUGGCCACUCUCACCCCGCCGUCACCGCCGCUGUCAUCAACCAGGUCCAGCAGGUGUCGCACGUCCAGUGCUCGAUCGCCUACUCGGUGCCCUACCUCCAGCUGAUCGAGAACCUCGUUCCCAUCAUGCCGGACAAGUCGCUCGACACGUUCUUCUUCUGGAACUCGGGCGCCGAGGCCAUCGAGUUCGCACUCAAGCUCGUCAAGCGCGCGACCCAGCGCCCCAACAUUAUCUGCAUGCAGGGUGGCUACCACGGCCGCACCUUCGCCGCGUCGUCCAUCACCCGCAGCAAGACGGUCUACACCCUCGGCUCGCAGACCAUGGGCGGCGUCUACGCCGCCCCUUUCCCGUACUGGCACUCGCUCGGCGUGUCGCCCGACACCCCCGAGGAGGAGCUCGUGGCCAUGGCCAAGAUCCAGCUCGAGCUCCUUGUCAAGCAGCAGGUGGCGCCGUCCGACGUCGCCGCCAUCUUCUGUGAGCCGGUCAUCGGUGAGGGCGGCUACGUGCCCGCCCCGGCGUCGUGGCUGCGCUUCCUGCGCGAGUUCUGCGACAAGCACGGCAUGCUCCUCGUCAUCGACGAGGUGCAGACCGGCUUCGGGCGCACCGGCAAGAUGUGGGCGUCUGAGCACGUCGAGAACUUCGCGCCGGACGUCAUGACUUUCGCCAAGGGUCUCGCGAACGGCUUCCCCCUCUCGGGAGUUGUCUCGCGCCGCGAGAUCAUGGAGAAGCAGGAGCCCGGCACCAUCGGCGGCACGUACGCCGGCAACGCGAUUGCGUGCGCCGCCGCCGUCGCCGUCACGGAAGUGUUUAAGACACAGCCGAUUCUCGAGAACGUCAACGCGCGCUCGAAGCAGAUCUUCGACACGCUCCACGCGCUCCGCGCCUCGCCCAAGACCGCCAAUCUUAUCGCGGACGUGCGUGGCAAGGGCUUGAUGGUCGCGAUGGAGUUCCGCACCGACGACGCCCUCACGCAGAGGGGCGCUACCGGCCCCAUCCCCAAGGACAUUGGCAAGCGCGUCCAGAAGAAGAUCAUCGACCAGGGCAUCUUCGUCCUCACCACCUCGUGCUUUGACACCAUCCGCUUCAUCCCGCCCCUUGUUAUUACUGAGGAGGAGAUGGCGGCCGCGUGCAAGGCUAUUACUUCGGCGGUCGAGGAGGUCGCGCGCGAGGGGUAGGGUGUUUAGAUUUGAUGUUGUUCGGGCUGUAGUGUAUGCAUAUUGAUUCGGCAAUGGGCCGG
Molecule: messenger RNA, 1440 nt
Organism: Cutaneotrichosporon oleaginosum
Lineage: Eukaryota; Fungi; Basidiomycota; Tremellomycetes; Trichosporonales; Trichosporonaceae
Molecular function (GO): pyridoxal phosphate binding; transaminase activity; identical protein binding
Source: RefSeq, a predicted model, not a curated record